Molecule: messenger RNA, 2183 nt
Organism: Cebus imitator (Panamanian white-faced capuchin)
Lineage: Eukaryota; Metazoa; Chordata; Mammalia; Primates; Cebidae
Product: olfactory receptor 6K2
Exons: 1
Coding region: 63-1067 (334 amino acids)
Biological process (GO): G protein-coupled receptor signaling pathway
Cellular component (GO): membrane
Molecular function (GO): G protein-coupled receptor activity; olfactory receptor activity
Source: RefSeq, a predicted model, not a curated record
GGCUGACUUCUUAUAAGUGUAUUUCUUUAACCAAUAGUCGAUGCCUCCUGGAAGCCUUGAGUAUGCUGGAAACUGAAACUCUCACUUCCAGCUUGGAGAUGGAGUGCCCCAAUCGAACCAUUGCUCAGGAGUUUAUCUUCUCUGCUUUCCCUUAUUCCUGGAUUAAGUCUGUCGUGUGCUUUGUUCCACUGCUCUUCAUCUAUGCUUUCAUUGUUGUUGGAAACCUGAUCAUCCUCACAGUGGUCCAUCUGAAUAUUCAACUCCACACUCCUAUGUAUGUUUUUAUCAGUGCUCUUUCUUUCCUGGAGAUUUGGUAUACCACAGCCACAAUCCCAAAGAUGCUCUCUAGCCUGCUUAGUGAGAGAAGGAGCAUUUCCUUCAAUGGUUGUCUCUUGCAGAUGUAUUUCUUCCAUUCUACUGGCAUCAGUGAGGUGUGUCUCUUGACAGCUAUGGCCUUUGACCGCUACCUGGCUAUCUGCAGCCCUCUUCAUUAUCCCACUAUCAUGACCCCCAAGCUAUGUGCCCAACUGACUUUAAGUUGCUGUGUUUGUGGCUUUACCACACCCCUUCCUGAGAUUGUCUGGAUCUCUACACUGCCAUUUUGUGGUUCGAAUCGCCUUGAGCAUAUCUUCUGUGACUUCCUCCCAGUGCUGCGCCUGGCCUGCACAGACACACGAGCCAUCGUCAUGAUUCAGGUAGUGGAUGUCAUCCAUGCAGUGGAGAUUAUUACAGCUGUGAUGCUCAUCUUCAUGUCCUACAUUGGUAUCGUGGCUGUAAUUUUACGGAUUCGUUCAGCUGGAGGCCGCCGCAAAGCAUUUUCCACGUGUGUCUCUUACCUCAUUGUCUUUUUGCUCUUCUUUGGCAGUGUGGCUCUCAUGUACCUGAGCUUCUCUGCCACCUACUCCUUGUUCUGGGAUACAGCCAUUGCUCUGGCCUUUGCAGUUUUGUCUCCCUUCUUCAACCCCAUUAUCUAUAGCCUGAGGAAUAAAGAAAUAAAAGACGCUCUAAAAAAGCACAUAGGUCAAGCUAAGACAUUUUUUUUUGGUAAGACCAGAGACGUCAAGUAAUAUAUCUUAGCUGAGAUUCUGUAUAGUUGCUCAUUCCUCUUCACCUUCAGCUAUCAACCGUCUGUCUUUUUCUAUCAGCCUUUUAUUGAAACUGGUUUCCCAACGCUCACCAAAAAAAAUUUUCGCUAAUAGCUAAAGUCAAUAGUUUCUCUUUAAUCUUUAUUCAACUAGACAUAUUUUUCAAUCUGACUUUUUUAAACUUUCUGCCACUCAAGUUAUUUAAAGUGAAUUGAUUUUGUUGAAAUGUUCUGCAUAAACAUUCACUUUAAUUUUAAAGCAAUCAAAAUAUUUGUCUGUAAGACAUGAUAAUUUUAAAAGUAUCCUUUAAAAAGACUAGGUUUUAUCCGUGGUGCCUCCAGCUUCUACAGUUGAAGAAUGACUCAAAUUUUUAAAUUGAUUAUCCAAGUAUUAAUCAGUAAACAAUUUAAGUUACUUAUUAAAUAAUCAGUUUUUCAUGAUAAAUAAAAAGCCCAGAUGUUGCAUUCACUGUGACCAAAUGCAUUGUACAUAUUAAUAAACAUAAAAAUUAUUUGUUGAAUGAAUAAACCAACAUACCACCAUGCUGCAUUCUGAUUUUCUAGACAAUUGAUCAAUUGUAUUAGGCAAUGGCUCUUUCAAGUGCUCUCCUUUGGCUUUUAGGAUUAUGAACUCUUUUUUAUCCUACCUCAUCGAUGCUUCUUUCUCUUGCUGAGUCUUCAUAUCAUACAUGCUUCAUAAAAAGUGAUUUUUUUCUCCAGGGCUCAUGAUUCAGUCAGAAUAGGAUAAAGCUUAUUACUGAGCAAAUGUUAAUAAAUUUUCACCCUUCUCUAGCCUGCCAAAACAAAUCCUAUAGCUGUCAGUGUGAAUUCCCCCGCUUUGUGCCGCAGCUCUUUCAUUACUUUUAACCCUAAAUCUCAUGACAUUUUAAAAUCAAACAGAAAGGCAAAAGUUAAGGAGAGAUCAUAUAAAAAGGGUUAAUGCUAUCAAAUAAAAGUCUGGGAUACAGAAGAGAAGAAUAAUCCGAGAAAAGCUGUUGAUCGUGGGUGCAGGGGUUUGGGUAAAAGAAAGGCUUCAGAGAAUACUUCUUAGUUUAAGAACAGGAGGACGAGGGAAAAAGAAAUGCAAGAAGUAUCACUG